Messenger RNA from Punica granatum (pomegranate), 933 nucleotides. NCBI's taxonomy places the organism in Eukaryota, Viridiplantae, Streptophyta, Magnoliopsida, Myrtales, Lythraceae. The record is from RefSeq and is a predicted model, not a curated record.
UCUUCCUAACUCAGCAAUGCCGAAAUAGACGAAUGGCAUGAGCGUAAUUAUCCGAAAUGCAGGGGCACUUUUCCAGAUAGCUUCCUUCAAGAAUGCCACCACUCGCCUUAUCUACCAAACUCUCUCGGUUGAAACGACGCCGCCGGCACUGAGCGGAUUCCCCGGGAGGACGGACGGCGACCCAAAUGGGCAAAAAAUUCAAAUGGAGCUGGACCUCCGCUCUGAUCGGAGCCGCGUCCGCCGCCGCGGCCACCGCUGUGAUCCUCGCCAAGCCCAGGGACCCCACCUUCGACCUCAUCUCGGUCGACGUCACCUCCUUCAAGCUCAAGUUCCCCUCCGUCGAGGCCGAGCUGCUCCUCACUGUUUGCGCCACGAACCCCAACAUCGCCCCCGCCCACUACUCCCCCACCACCGUGUCCAUCUUCUACGACGGCUCGCUCCUUGGCUCGGCCGACGUCGCCGCCGGAUCCCACCCCUCAAAGUCCUGCCAGGUGCUCCGGCUCCCAGCCCGGCUCGACGGGGGCAAGCUCGCCCACAACGCCGGGCGGUUCUUCGCGGACGUGGCGAGGCGGGAGGUGGUGCUCGACACGGCGGUGGACGUCGCCGGCGACGCGACGAUCAUGUGGUGGGACCGCAAGUUCAAGGUCCACGUGGAUAGCCGCGUGACCGUUGAUCCGGUUUUCCUCGAUGUGAUCGAUCAGGAGCACAAGUCGCAGCUCGAGGUCUCCUAUUUGUGGUAGAAUUGUAAUUUAACCACGUCCGAGGGGCACAAGUGUAAUUCAGAGCCCGUGACUGAUUAUUGGGCCACCUUCCUCUCUUCCUUGUAAAUGAAACUGGGCCUUCUUUUGGGCUUUUUUCGGCCCAUAUGAGAUGCAAGUAUUGUGGUCACUUGGACCUUGAUUUUAUCAAGAAUCGGUCGGCUAUUUCGGUUUA